UUUUUACGACAGUUUCACAAACAUACAGCCGUCUCGCUUUACGGUAGAAGGUGUUGCUCGUCAAGUGGAGCCAGUCAGUAGGCGAUGCGCAUUGGAUUGCCCAGUGCAGAGAAACUGCAAGGUGGAUCCUUGAAAGCUUUGGUUGUGACAUUGCUCCUGAGUGCGUUUAUGUUCCAGCUGCUGAGGACUGUUGGACUGAGGGCGUUCUCCAUGGCUUCUGAAACGUACACGUCAGGCACACACUCUGCCGCCUUCGUCACUUGUCCUAAUGACACAGUUGCCAAAGACUUGGCCAGGGGUAUUGUAGAAAGGAAGCUCGCUGCUUGCGUUAACAUCGUCCCAGCAAUCACAUCUGUAUAUGAAUGGCAGGGGAAGAUUGAAGAAGACAAUGAAGUGUUGCUGAUGAUUAAAACUAGAAGUUCCAAGGUGCCUGCACUUGCUGAAUAUGUCCGCUCUAACCAUCCAUACGAGGUGGCCGAGGUCAUCAGCCUGCCUAUUGACCAGGGCAACCCGCCCUACCUCAAGUGGAUAGGAGAUGUUGUCCCUGAGUAAGGAUGGGCUGAUGGAUGAAUUAAUUCAUGGAUGGAAGUAAAACUGAAUCUGUAAAACCUGUGUAUGCUCACUGAGUGUUUCCUUUAAAGACACAUAAAGGCAUUUUCAAAAUCUGUAAUGUUAAUACUCAAUGAAAAGAACCUUGACAGGAGGUUAAAACUACAAAGUGACACUACUCAUAAGUUUGGGUUCACUUAGAAAUGUCCUUAUUUUUGAAAGCUCAUUUGAAAAAAAAAAAAUUAAAUCAUUAAAUUGAUCAGGCAUAAAGUCUAGAUUUUGUUAAUGUGGUAAAUUACUAUUAAAGCUGUAAACGGCUGAUUUUCUUAUGAAAUAUCUAUUACAUAUUGUCAGCAACCAUCACUCCUGUGUUCCAGUGGCACAUUGUGUUAAUCCACGUUUAUAGUGUUGAAAGGCUCAUUGAUCAUUAAAACACCUGAGCAUUAUGUUAGCACAGCUGAAAACUGUUUUGUGCUGAUUUGAGAAGCAAUAAAAUGAUCCUUCCUCAGGCUGGUUGAGUAUCUAGAGGUAACGUUGGAGAUUUGUAAAAGGUUAAAACUAUUAUUUAUACCCUUGUCAAUGUCUUUACUAUAUUUUCGAUUCAUUUUGUAACUCAUUUCAUGAAUGAAACAGUUUGUUUUCAUGGAAAACAACAGACAUUUUCUGGGUGACGCCAAACUUUUGAGUGCUGGUGUUUGCCUUCUUUUUUUGCUGUGCAUCAUUUCUUUCUUCUAAAUGCUUAAAUGUGUUUCCCUUCCAGUAUGUUUACCUCUAGAGGGCAGCCUUGGUCUUUCAUUUCAAUAUCAACCCUGUGUAGAAUAAACUGACACAGCAACCUGCCACUAAAACGUUUUAACUGACCAGACAUCAGUUAGAUUUCCCAUUUUCUUUUGUGAAAGAAGCAUUUUGGAAUAAAGUGGAGGAUUUUUUAA
Molecule: messenger RNA, 1481 nt
Organism: Centropristis striata (black sea bass)
Lineage: Eukaryota; Metazoa; Chordata; Actinopteri; Perciformes; Serranidae
Product: protein CutA homolog
Exons: 7
Coding region: 85-552 (155 amino acids)
Biological process (GO): response to metal ion
Molecular function (GO): copper ion binding
Source: RefSeq, a predicted model, not a curated record